Messenger RNA from Diaporthe batatas, 1107 nucleotides. RefSeq lists its product as uncharacterized. The transcript has a single exon. Bases 63 to 1052 code for a protein of 329 amino acids. NCBI's taxonomy places the organism in Eukaryota, Fungi, Ascomycota, Sordariomycetes, Diaporthales, Diaporthaceae. Gene Ontology annotation, biological process: secondary metabolic process. The record is from RefSeq and is a predicted model, not a curated record.
GUUGAAGACAUCAUCAUUAAAACAAAUACUACCUGUUGAAUAACAACAAACGAUAAAUAGCCAUGGUGAAGUUAUCAGAGGUACGGGCAGCUAACGCCGCGCUCAAAUCCACCCGCCCUCUCACAGCCGUUGUGGUUGGGGGAACCAAUGGCAUUGGGCGGGGCUUCCUCGACCAGCUCGCUUCGAAUACCACUAGCCCAAAGAUAUACAUCGUCGGGCGUAGCGAGGCGGUCUUGAGCCAACUACAAUCAGAACUCUACAAGAUCAACAACACAGGAACCUACAUCCCCAUACAGACAGAUGACCUCACACUGCUCUCAAAUGUCGAGAAGGCGACGCAGAAGAUCCUGGCCCAGGAGAAGCAGGUGGAUAUUCUCUUCAUGUCCGCCGGCUUCCUAACGUUCGCCGCCCGGGACGAAACCAGUGAAGGGCUCGACAAAAUCACCUCAAUACGCUACUACGCCCGGAUGCGCUUUCUCGUCAACCUUCUCCCGCUGCUGGAGGCAGCGCCCUCGCCGAGGGUGGUCUCCGUCCUGGCAGCAGGGCAGGAGGGCACCAUCUUCCCCGACGACAUGGCACUCAAAGACCCCAAGAACUACGGCGUCGCGAGCGCAGGCGGCAUGGCGGCAUCUUACAACACCCUCUUCAUGGAGCAGCUGCAAAAGCGCCACCCGCGCGUCAGCUUCGUGCACACGUUCCCGGGCCUUGUGCGGACGAACCUCCUCCAGACAGAGCAUUUUGGGCCCGUGUUCAAGUUUUUCAUCAACUGGGUCGUGAUGCCGACGAUUGGGAGGUUUGUCUUUGCAUCUCAGGAUGACUCUGGGGCGAGGCAUCUCUUCGCCGCCACCAGCCCGAUGUAUGCUGCUGCUGAGCCGGCUGAGGCAAUGGCUGUUGCUGGUUCGAACGGGAUUAAGGGCAGCGGCGUGUACACUUUGAACGAGAAUGUCGAUCCGGUGCACAAUGAAAAGGUGCUAGGUCCUUAUAGGGAAAACGGCAUGAGGGAAAAGGUGUUCGAGCAUACCAUGAAAGAGUACGAGAGGAUUCUGGGAUAGCACUGCAGGUUAUGUUUUGAAGUCCGUGAGCGGUGAUCGGUAGUUAUUCGCUGAC